CACACACACACAAAAAACACUGCAAUGUCAGCCGCCAGCACCGAGACGAGCGCCCCGUUGCCUGCGGCCGCCAGCCGGGUGUUCUUCCAGCCGCUGGCCGGGGUAGGGUGCGCUGGGUCCGGACCCAUGCCGCGGGACGACCCGGUCCAGAGGAAGCAGGGGAAAGUGACGGUGAAAUACGACAGGAAGGAGCUGCGGAAGAGACUGAUCUUGGAGGAGUGGAUUAUUGAACAACUGAGCGAUCUGUACGACUGUGAGGAAGAGGAGAUGCCAGAGGUGGAGAUAGACAUCGAUGACCUGUUGGAGGUCAACAGCGAAGACGAGAGAGCCGUCAAACUACAGGAAUCCUUAAUGGACUGCUAUAAACCCACGGAGGUCUUUGUCAGUGAGUUGUUAGGGAGGAUAAGAGGAAUGAGGAAACUCACUGCUCCCACCAAGAAGGGUCUAUAAUGGAUGUCAACCAACCGCAACUCAACCGCAACUCAACCAUAACCAGAUUUGGACAAGUAUAGACAAUUCAAACUCAUCUCAACCGCAUCGAAUCUCUCCUGCAACUCAACUACACGGACCGUCCAAUAGCUCAGUGACACACCCCAUUAUUAUCCCUUAAAGGAAAGCUCCACCCCGCAAAAAAUAUGUUGGUGUUUGUUUCAUUAGUCUAUUGUUGACACAGUUUAUUGUUGAUACAGUCCGUUGUUGAUACAGUCUAUUGUUGAUACAGUCUAUUGUUGAUACAGUCUAUUGUUGAUACAGUCCAUUGUUGAUACAGUCUAUUGUUGAUACAGUAUAUUGUUGAU
Molecule: messenger RNA, 797 nt
Organism: Oncorhynchus nerka (sockeye salmon)
Lineage: Eukaryota; Metazoa; Chordata; Actinopteri; Salmoniformes; Salmonidae
Product: protein phosphatase 1 regulatory subunit 14C-like
Exons: 4
Coding region: 25-450 (141 amino acids)
Biological process (GO): regulation of phosphorylation
Cellular component (GO): cytoplasm
Molecular function (GO): protein serine/threonine phosphatase inhibitor activity
Source: RefSeq, a predicted model, not a curated record